Molecule: messenger RNA, 2069 nt
Organism: Paraphaeosphaeria sporulosa
Lineage: Eukaryota; Fungi; Ascomycota; Dothideomycetes; Pleosporales; Didymosphaeriaceae
Exons: 6
Coding region: 25-1797 (590 amino acids)
Molecular function (GO): ATP binding; ATP-dependent chromatin remodeler activity
Source: RefSeq, a predicted model, not a curated record
ACCUCGCUCGCAUGCCGCGCAUUGAUGGCACGCCACAAAUGGGCACUAAGUGGAACACCUAUCCUCAACAGUCUCGACGAACUCUACUCUUAUUUCAAGUUUCUGGGAGUUCCGUAUACUGGCUCUUUCAAACUUUUUAAACGCAACUACGCAGACCCCAAGGAGCCCGAGAGCAUCGAGCGCCUCCUGAUCCGACUGUCGCAGUUUAUGAUUCGCCGGGACCACUCGAAUAUCAUGAUGAACGCUCCUAUCUUGAAGCUCCCCCGGGCUUCUCAGAUGACGCAUUGGUGCGAAUUCAACUCAGUUGAACGCGGCAUCUACGAAAUUGUUCGCCAGCGUUUCGCAAAGCGAAUCAACUUGGCAUCGCGGGAAAACGAGUUGGAGAAGUCAUACAACAACGCCUUGGUCAUGUUGUUACGCCUGCGACAACUUACUGCCCAUAUCCUGAUGCUUCAAUCAGUCGUACAAGAUUUGUUGGAGCAGGAAGACAUUGAGAAGAUCCGUGAAAUUGUUCAAAUGGAAGCAACCAGUCAGGGAACCCGGAAGGCCCGGACUAUUCUCGCCAUCCGCAAACAAUUGGACCACCUCGAGGCGGAAGCAAAGAAGCAGUCUGCAAACAAGGCAACGAAUCGGUCGAAGAAGUCACAUCGGCUGACGGGACGUAAUGAUGACGAUGACUCGGGUGAACGUGAUAUCGAAGAACUGCUGGAUGACAGUCAGGAGAUUGUAGACGACAACCAAGCAGCCGCUGGACGUCCAGCCUCGAGUGGCAGAAGCUUCGGCAAGAACUUCGAUUUCCGACCCUAUUUGAAUAGUUUGACGACUGGCGAGAAUUGGGAUAAGGUCAAGAAGAAGGCCGUGUGUGCCGAUUGCGCUGGUCGGCUACGUGGUGCGUGGCUGACGAGUUGCGGACACAUGCUGUGUACCGACUGCUAUGAUGCCGCGCAACUUGAAGCAGCAGAAGAGGAUCAUGAGAAGGCCAAAUGCAAAGGCUGCGGUAGCAUUUUCACGCAUGCCAACGAAAUACAGGAGAAUGGGGAUGAAUUUGUGAGCGCCGGGCCAGCGACACGAGCAAAGAGACAGCAACACUCGAAGGAGGUGCUGCGCAUCGAACAGCAGGACAUUGCGGAGGAUUGGCUGACGUGGGGUGGCGAAGGGGUUCUGCCGUCAGCGAAGACAAUUGCAUUGAAGGCCCAGCUGCUGAACUGGUUCAACGAGAACCCGAACGUCAAGGUCAUCAUCUACACGCAGUUCCUGGCCAUGAUUCGAAUCAUCAGGAAGAUGUGCACAGAAGAGCAUUGGGGUACAGAAGAGUACCAUGGGAAGAUGAGUCACGAGGCGCGCGAUAAAGCGAUCCAACACUUUGCCAACGACGCGGGCGUACAGGUCCUGUUGGCCUCUCUUCGUUGCGGCGGCUUGGGCCUGAACCUCACCAUGGCGUCGCGGGUGGUGAUUCUGGAUCCUUGGUGGAACUCUGCAUCGGAGCAGCAAGCCUUCUGUCGUGUGUUCCGAUUCGGCCAGACGGAGACGACGUGCCUCACACGUUUCUGCGUCAAGAACACGGUCGACGAGCGACUGAUCCAGAUGCAAGAGCGAAAGGAGAAGGAGAUCGACUCGGUCAUGAAAGAUGAUGCGGGCGCGAAGGCACGCAAGAUGGGCAUCCGCGACCUCAUGCGCUUGUUUGGCAGUGUCGGCGACGACGAAGAGGGCCGGCCGUUUAUCCUGGCGGACAACGGGGACGCGCGCGGUGGUUUCGUCGCUGAUGACGAUCACGAAGGGUAUGCGGACGAGCUUUGAUUGCGGCAGAAUUGAGGCGUAUAUUGGGGGCGGGUGUGGCCCCAGGGUGGACUAUUGCGAGUUGGAGGCGACAUGAUUUCUCACAAUUUGGGCGAAAGGUAGGCAACAGGCCUCGAGUGCACUCUGGGUGGGAGUCGCGAGGGCAGGCUGAUUACUCGGAGGCCUCUGAUUGGGCGGCGUAGGCUUGCUUUUUGCUGCGAGGUAGGGCGACGAUACGUGGGCUCGUCUCGGGUUGCGGCUCGCCCGGGAAGGGCUCAGGGCGUCUUGCGAGC